AUGAACGGAGGCGCCGCCCCACCAUCGGUGGCGAGCGCGGCCACGGCCGCCGCGACGCCGCCUCACCGGCGGCUGCCGGACUUCCUCCAGAGCGUGAACCUCAAGUACGUCAAGCUGGGGUACCACUACCUCAUCACCCACCUGCUGACGUUGAUGCUGCUCCCGCUGAUGGCCGUGAUCCUCCUCGAGGCCGGGCCCACCGACCCCGACGACCUGCGGCAGCUGUGGCUCCACCUCCAGUACAACCUCGUGUCCGUGCUCGUCCUCUCCGCCGUGCUCGUGUUCGGCGCCACCGUGUACGUGCUCACCCGCCCCCGCCCCGUCUACCUGGUGGACUUCGCCUGCUACAAGCCGCCCGCCCACCUCCAGGUCCCGUUCGAGGAGUUCAUGCGCCACUCCAAGCUGUGCGGCUUCUCCGAGGACGCGCUGGAGUUCCAGCGCAAGAUCCUGGAGCGGUCCGGGCUCAGCGAGGAGACGUACGCCCCCGAGGCCAUGCACGCGAUCCCGCCGCAGCCCACGAUGGCCAACGCCCGCGCCGAGGCCGAGACCGUCAUGUUCGGCGCGCUCGACAACCUGUUCAGGUCCACGGGCGUCAAGCCCAAGGACGUUGGCGUGCUCGUGGUGAACUGCAGCCUCUUCAACCCCACGCCGUCGCUGUCGGCCAUGAUCGUGAACAAGUACAAGCUCCGCGGGAACAUCCGCAGCUUCAACCUCGGCGGGAUGGGGUGCAGCGCCGGCGUGAUCGCCGUGGACCUGGCCCGCGACAUGCUGCAGGUGCACCGCGGCACCUACGCCGUGGUGGUAAGCACGGAGAACAUCACCCAGAACUGGUACUUCGGGAACCGCAAGUCGAUGCUGAUCCCGAACUGCCUGUUCCGCGUGGGCGGCGCGGCGGUGCUGCUGUCGAACCGCGGCGCGGACCGGCGGCGCGCCAAGUACUCGCUGAGGCACGUGGUGCGCACGCACAAGGGCGCGGACGACAAGGCGUUCAACUGCGUGUACCAGGAGCAGGACGGCGAGGGCAAGACCGGCGUGUCGCUGUCCAAGGACCUGAUGGCCAUCGCGGGCGGCGCGCUCAAGACCAACAUCACGACGCUGGGCCCGCUGGUGCUCCCCGUGAGCGAGCAGCUGCUCUUCUUUGCGACGCUGGUGGCGAAGAAGCUGCUGAGCGCCAAGAUGAAGCCCUACAUCCCGGACUUCAAGCUGGCGUUCGAGCACUUCUGCAUCCACGCGGGCGGGCGCGCGGUGAUCGACGAGCUGGAGAAGAACCUGCAGCUGAGCCCCGCCCACGUGGAGGCGUCCCGGAUGACGCUCCACCGGUUCGGCAACACCUCCAGCAGCUCCAUCUGGUACGAGCUCGCCUACAUGGAAGCCAAGGGCCGCGUCCGCCGCGGCCACCGCAUCUGGCAGAUCGCCUUCGGCAGCGGGUUCAAGUGCAACAGCGCCGUGUGGCACGCCCUGCGCAACGUCAAGCCGUCGCCCGACAACCCCUGGGAGGACUGCAUUGACCGCUACCCGGUGGAGCUCGUCGACGGCUUCCCCACGCACAAACCGCAGCAAUAG
This is a messenger RNA of Miscanthus lutarioriparius, 1563 nucleotides long. NCBI's taxonomy places the organism in Eukaryota, Viridiplantae, Streptophyta, Magnoliopsida, Poales, Poaceae. The record is from the annotation of a GenBank genome assembly.